Aureobasidium vineae is the source of this 1374-nucleotide messenger RNA. The record is from the annotation of a GenBank genome assembly. Lineage: Eukaryota; Fungi; Ascomycota; Dothideomycetes; Dothideales; Saccotheciaceae.
AUGCUUUUGGAACGACCACUCUCGUUUAAGCGCGCCUCUGCCCGGCAAACAUUCUAUCCCUACCCAGACUCGCCCGCCCUCGGAGAACAAGACCGCAGAUCAAUGUCCACGACUGGCGGAGCAUUGCCUCGAAGGGAAACCUACAGGAGCGGCGUCCUCUCAUUGCUUCCUCCAAAGACGGGAGAGCAGCUCGUCCGCACGCGGGAUGACGAAUCCGGCGACGAGAGAGACNCAGCAGAGAUCGAAGCUGCAUAUUUGAACCUGGUUGGAGGAGGAGGCAAUCGCUCACGAAACAUCAGCUCCGAGUUGUCGUUCGGCAUGUCCCCCGACAAGGAUCCAGACGGUCCGGCAUACUCGAUUGAAGAGUCCAAGAGGAGGACAAACUACUAUGAAGAGCAGUUUCAAUACAAGGGCAAUGGGUUAGGCAGCGUGCGAGAGAGGAUUGAAAAGGACUCUCCGGUCGUGGCCGAGCUGCGUACCAAUGUCAUUGGGAACAGGNUCAAAGACGAAUUCACCCUCGUCACCGACAUGUCGUACAAUCUUAGCCAGCGCUACUCGCGCCCCGAGAGCAGCAUCAUGGUCAACGUCGAGCACUCUGCCUGCUUGCUGCUCGCUGGCUCCUUCGAACCCGCAUACGUCCUCACCAUCACCGCCCUCNCCUCUCAAUUGCAGCCUGUCACCAACAAGCGCAACUCGGCCCUCAUCCAAUCUUUCAUGGCAGACAUCCUCGCUGUCCCACCGGAAAGAGGCAUCCUUCGAUUCCAGCCCAUUGCCGAGGAGAAUCUCGCCAUCAAUGGCACCACUGUCUUUGGCGAGAUUGAGCGUAUCGAAAAGAGCAGCAUCGACUCGGACGUGACGGCUGCCAACGCCAUCAAGCGCGCCUGGACCAGAGGGUCGCGGAGAUCAGUCCAUGCGAAGAAGCCAUCAGUCAGAAACACCGACGACGUACCCUCGGCACUCCCACACGUUGCAAACACCCACCUACCCACCACCAGCCACUCUCGCCAACCCAGCCAAAAUCUAUCUCAGUCCGCUGUAUCACUGACCUCCCACCCGGGCCCCGCAUUCGUCGCUAGCUCAACGUCUCCCGUCCUCGAAGAGCGAGAGAGAUCACCAACAAGACCAGCACUACCAGGCCCACCAACCAGAGAUCUGCCGCCCACACCGAUCGCAACGCCAAAUGGCGAAGACAGGCGCAAAAGCAAUCUGAAUGGAAUACUCAAGAAUGUGUCCAACAGCUCUCCUCGCGGCUCUCCUCGGCCGGGCUCAUCUAGCACCCAUGUACCGAAACCACCGCCUAUCCCACAAAGCGCGUCGCUCGUUAGUCCCAAGGUGGCCAAGAGGAAGAGUUUCAUUUCCAUCUUCAAGCGGUGA